GGUCUGAAGACAUUUGGAGCGGCAGAAUGUGUUUAAAACCUGACUGACUGGCUUUCGAGAAGUGAUAAGAGGUGCCUGGCUCGCUCCGCUUCGCAGGUAUUAACUGGCUCUCACUGUCGUCGUGCAACACAGUGCUGCCGAGAGACCGCGACGCGGCGUGCCAAGAUGAGUUUGCUGUUCAACAAUUCGGUGUUCACGGGCGUGGACGUGCACGCCAAGCGCAACCACGACGAGCAUCACACCAGCGAGCUUCCCGAAGAUCAGCUGACCGUCCGCAGGGGACAGGCCUUCAAGGUCACCUUGGACUUGGCCAAGCCUUUCAAGCAGGGCAUCGAUUCCCUCGUCCUCAUCGCCUCCACCGGGGGUAAGCGCUCGCUCGCUCGCUCGCUCGCUUGUCCGACUUGCCGAUCCAUUUCUGAUCUUGACUUUGGCUCGUCGGCCAACAGCUUGCCGGUGCUCGUGACGCCCCCCGCGGACGCCCCCAUCGGCAGGUACGCUUUGAAGGCCACCCUGUGGGGGGAGGACAAGACGGUGGCCACGCUGGUGCUGCUCUACAACCCCUGGUUCUCCGGAGACUCGGUGUUCUUGGCGGAUGAGCAGGAGAGACGAGAAUAUGUGCUGAAUGAACAAGGAGUCAUCUACAGAGGAAGUUCAAAUUACAUUUCACCUCUCAACUGGGACUUUGGACAGUUUGAAGACGACAUGGUUGAUAUUUGCCUCAACAUCCUGGACAAGAGUCUGAACUACAGAAAGAACCCCGCCGGCGAUCUGGCCUCCCGCGGCGACCCGGUCUACGUGGGCCGCGUGAUCAGCGCCAUGAUCAACAGUCCGGACGACAGAGGUGUCGUGAUGGGCAACUGGUCGGAUUCCUUCGAGGGCGGCCUGUCGCCGUCCCACUGGAGCGGCAGCCACGACAUCCUCUCCAUGUGGAAGAACAACAACUUCCGGACGGUCAAGUACGGCCAGUGCUGGGUCUUUGCCGGCGUCAUGUGUUCAGUCAUGCGUCUGCUGGGCAUUCCCACCCGCGUGGUCUCGAACUUCGUGUCGGCCCACGACACGGACGCCAGCCUCACCAUCGACGUCUACCACGCCGAUGAGGGGGCCAGGCGCAAAGAGUCCAACGACAGUAUCUGGAACUACCACGUGUGGGUUGAGUCGUGGAUGAAGCGUCCCGACCUGAAGGCCAACGGCAAAUAUGACGGCUGGCAGGUUCUGGAUGCUACGCCGCAGGAGGCCAGCGACGGCUUGUACCAGUGCGGCCCCUCCUCUUUGGUGGCCAUCUUUAACGGCGAGACCCAGCUUCCGUACGACGUCCCCUUCGUCUUCGCUGAGGUCAACGCAGACUGCGUCGACUGGCUGACCAAAGCCGACGGCACCGACGUGAAGAUGUCCUCGGACACCAAGCGAGUCGGAAAGAGCGUCUCCACCAAGGCUGUGGGCUACAACAAGCGCCUGGACAUCACCAGGACCUACAAGCACAGGGAGGGCUCGGAAGAGGAGCGGGCCGUGUUCAGGUACGCCAUCAGCGAUGACAAAGACAGCGUGCCCGACGUAGGCGCCCCGCAACCCCCCACGCCGCCAACCCCGCCGCGCCCGCUGCCGCAGCUCAUCAUACAACUUGUUGAGACGUCGGUACCAGAGUACGGGAAGGACGUGCAGAUGAAGCUGGUGAUGAGCAGCGACAGCAGAGUGGAAAGGAAGCUCAACAUCCGCAUCACCGUGGAAGGGAUGCACUACAACGGCACCUUCGUCGCCACCAUCCAGUCCCAAGUCAAGGAGGGGACGCUGCACCCUUUCCGAGAGCUGACAAUACCCAUUGUGAUCCCCGUGCGUUCGUACCUCAAGCACAUGAUGUACGCCGACAGCUUGAAGGUGUCGGCCGUGGUGACGGACAAGAAGCAUCCCGACAAAAAGUACCUGGCGGAGGACGACGUGGUACUGCAUGACCCUCCCGUCAUAGUCACUGUUAACGGUUUUGUGCGGCAGCACCAGGUGGCGUACGGAGAGGUGAUCUUCAUGAACCCCCUGCAGGAGACCCUAACGGGCAUGACGCUGACCGUGUCGGGAAGCGGACUCUUGCGGCAGGAGUUGGAACACAGACUUCCCAACUUGUCUCCCAACAACCGCUUCCGCGUCCAGUUUCCGUUUGUCCCGUACAGGACAGGCCUCAAGAUGCUGACGGCUGACAUCCAUUCAUCCAUUUUUAAAGAUUUCAAGGGCAGCUAUGCAGUCAAUGUCAGGCCAUGAAUCAUUCUCUUAAAAAAAGAAAAAAGAAUCUGCUCAUGCUCUAAUCAUGCUCAUAUGGAGGUUUUUUUUUUUUUUUUAAUAUAGGAGUCGAUGCUUAAUUUUAUGUAACCGUGGUGCUUUUAUAUUUUGUUUUGGGGUUUUUUUUUUCCCCUCCAAGUGCAACUGAGCAGAUCAUACCCUGCUUGAAGUCUGGCGCUGUUCUAUCGCCGAGCUGUCGUUUUACACGAUACACAUGGUGCGGUUUGCUUUUUCUUUGGCUUUCUUUUUUGUGUUUUUAAGAUGUCGCCACAAGAGGGUAGCAAUAUGGAAUAAGAAACGGAGCUUGGUGUGAC
Molecule: messenger RNA, 2579 nt
Organism: Hippocampus comes (tiger tail seahorse)
Lineage: Eukaryota; Metazoa; Chordata; Actinopteri; Syngnathiformes; Syngnathidae
Gene: tgm8
Product: transglutaminase 8
Exons: 15
Coding region: 166-2247 (693 amino acids)
Biological process (GO): peptide cross-linking
Molecular function (GO): protein-glutamine gamma-glutamyltransferase activity
Source: RefSeq, a predicted model, not a curated record